Molecule: messenger RNA, 5409 nt
Organism: Artibeus jamaicensis (Jamaican fruit-eating bat)
Lineage: Eukaryota; Metazoa; Chordata; Mammalia; Chiroptera; Phyllostomidae
Product: ubiquitin carboxyl-terminal hydrolase 17-like protein 6
Biological process (GO): protein deubiquitination; regulation of apoptotic process
Cellular component (GO): nucleus; cytosol
Molecular function (GO): cysteine-type endopeptidase activity; cysteine-type deubiquitinase activity
Source: RefSeq, a predicted model, not a curated record
CGCCCCAGAGCUCUGCGCACCCCGCUGAACUGGAAACGGAGUCCCCGUAUCCCCAGUUCCUGUCCAGCGUGUGGGUUCCAGUGUUCGGUUUCAGAGCAGCAGUUUUCCGGCCUCACCGCCCUCCGCACCCGCCCACCCCGCUUCUGCAAUGAGUCGGUGGGGAGACCAACGCAGCGACCGCCACCCGCGCGCGCGGUGUCCUGUUCGCGGGACUUCGUGUUGCCACCCCAGGCCCCCAGGUGCCUGUUCGGCGUUGGGUUCUGUGCUCCCCAUCGACGCCAACUUAACCUCAUGCAGAGGCGCCCUUGGACUCCGGCUUUCUGCCCUGUUCCUGCCUGGGAGUCUCCUCUUUGCUGCCGACGCUAGGACGAGCCCCCUGGGGAAGGCUGUGCAGAUCCCCUCUCUCCCCUGGUUUGCAGCGCAGGUUCUCCCGACAUCCCAGCUGUCUCUUGAGAUCCCCCAUCCCUCACUGGACGGACACGGGAAGAAGUGUGUAAAGGGAUCCCUCCAUAGUCACCUAGAGAAGAAGCUGAACAUACCAGGGUUUCAGAAGAAGAGGAAUUGGCUUCUGUGUCCAGCUGGCCUCAGCACACAUUUGGCGUCACCACCUCCUCCAGUUUAGGGUUCUGAUGCUGGGAUUCGAAACAUUUAACUGGGGUAAUGGGUGCAUUUGAUCCGGACAAAUGGAAUACAACACUUUGCCUGCUUAGUGCUUGGACCAUCUGUGAGGGAGAACCCAGAGAAGGACACCUGGAAGCUGGCCUACUGACUGUGAAGUCCCUGGUGAGUAGGGGAUGCCACUUCCUUCUGCUGUAAUAUCACCUUCAGGGCCAUUAGAUGGGCAAGUUCUUCCUAGUGGCAGGGAUGUCCAAGUGCAAGCACAGGGAGUUCAGGCACCUGAGCUCCAAAUAAGCUUGCCCACAACUGUGCAACCAUGAUCCUGAGUCAGGAACUCAUUGAUAACGGAUCUCCCUUCCCAAUAUCACACAAAAUUAUGCCAGGCUUCUCUAGGCUUGCUGAUUCACAGAAGAGCAAGAGAAGUUUUCUUUCUCUCAGCGAGUCAUAGGCUUACUGGCCAAUCAUUAACACAUCAGACGUGUCUUUGUUUGUGGUGCUCUUAGGAUGGUGAUGAUGGAAAAUGGCAGAGAUGGAGAAGGAGCAGAGCAUGACAGGCCAGUGGGGAGGUUGCUGAGUGAGCACGUGUGCAUGGGUGAUCAGUGUUAGGAGAAUCACAGUGAGGUCCACUCAGUGGAGAGGAGCAGGAGAGGGUUAGUAAGGAGAAGGAAUCGCAUUUUCCCCCAUUUUAAAUCUCUUCCAAUUAGCAGAGGGUACUUGCAUUUUUGAACAUUUCUAAGUGUAACUGAAGUUAUCAUUUUCUCUCUUGCCCAUCCCAUUUUUACCUCGUAGUAAAAAAAAAGCAAUAUAUAUGCAGGGAAUAGGAUUUUCUUAAUCGUGCUACAUAUAAAGGAGAAGGGGUAGAGUAGGUAGAGAAAAAGUUGGGUGCUAUGUAAAUAUUUGAAAAACUGAGUAGACCAAAGGCAAUCAAAAGUCUUAUUUUAUUUUUUUGCACGGAAAGUAGAUAAAGCUGCAAUGGAAGCAGGGAUAGCUGCUGUUUUCGGUCUCAAAUAAAGUGGAGCAUGGUGGCCUCUUCCCACAGGACAGUCAGCUGAGACUGUCCUUUAGCACAGCCUCUCAGAGGGCUCUGGCCUGUGCUGCUAAAGCCCUCCACCUCUUGUUUGUUAUGUUCCCCUGAGUCCUGUAGCUGUAAGAUAGACACACGUACUGGUAUCACAUUCUGCAGACUUGUUCAGUUCUGAGGGAUGCUAGAGAUACUUCCAAGGUUCUCUGACAUUUUAAUGAUGUAUAGAGUAAUGUUUUGUGUUUAAUGAAGGUUUGCUAGACAAGAAUUAUUUUGUACAUUAUACACUGAAUCUUUCAACACUCAUAACAAGUACUGAAACCAGCUUAUAGAUGAGGAACUGGAAAUUUAUCUAGGAAAAUAAUUUCUGCCAAUGGUCAUGUUUUGGAAGGACCACAUCAUGGUCAUUGUUUGGUUUGUAAUGAAUCUAUAGGGUUGCUUGAAAUUCAUGGAAAGGAAAUAUUUUCUUUGAAAUUUUGAAGUGAGUAUUUUCUAAUCACCUGUCUGGACAUUCUAAUGACCAGGUUACUGAAAAACCCUCAGGUUGUAUUUUGUCAUAGUUCAGGUGAGGCAUCUUUACACUAUAUUAUCAUGGACUCAUGUGUGUGUGUUUCUGUGGGUGUGUCAGAAGGGCAGAUACCAGCUCAGCACUGACAGUUAAGUGAGUAGAACCCCAAACACAGGUUGAUCUGUCUACACAUCCAGCUGCCCCUCAUUUCCUCAGUGCUGUGGUCUCAGCUUCUUCUGCUCACUGGCAGCAAUUGUUCUGUGUGACUGAAAUACCCAUUUCAGUCACACAGUCUUUUAAGAAUCUGUGACCUUCAAGGAUGUAGCUUUACUGUUAAUUUUCCCAUGAACAGUGGGCCCUUCUGGACAUGUCCCAAAAGAAGGUCUUUAGAGACGUGAUGCUGGAGAGCAUCAGUCACCUGGUUUUUGUGGGUGAGUCGUGAAACCUGUGUGAGUGUGCAUAUGUGUGUAUGUGUCCAUUCAUUCACAUAUCCAGCAGGGACACAGAGCAGCUGCCACCGUCCCAGCCCUGUUACUGGCCUGAGUCUCUCAUGACCCUCAUUACUGCUCAGAGGCAAGAUGUUUGUUUUACAUUGUGUUUUCAUCAGCACACCACAAUGUCAUCUCAACCACAAUUUUAUAACUUUUGGCUAUUCUGUAUCCAGUUGUGAGAACAGAACAGGGAAAUCAGUGGAUACUGUUAAUUUGAAAAUGAUUGAUCAAGUAUUUUAAAAUAUUUAUUAUGUUUUUGUGUAGUUUGAGGCUUAAGAAGAGGGCAUUGAAAAUAAGAUAAUUUUGAUUAUUCUUGUGGAACUUGUGGUGAUUCGGUUCUGUUUGAAAAUAAUAUUUGACCCAUUCUGGAGGGAUUAACAUCUCGUGUGGAGAAAACUGGGCAUUCUGAGUUCUCUCUUUGAACUUGAUCCUGGGCAUGAGCACCUAGCAGUCCUCCUUGUUUCUGCCACUGGUCUGCAGUUCUUCCCAGGCUGGUGGAGAAACUGCCAUCUUUUCUCUGUUGAAGGUUGAUGUGGAUCUCAGAUCCUAGGGUCCACGGCAUUAUGGAUGAGAUGAGACAAAUUCACAUGGACUACUGAGUCCUGUGGAGGAAAGGGAACAGUAUGGCUUUUGUCUCAAGGGGAGAGAGAAGGUGGAAACUCUAGUUUCCACCUCCAUCAUCCGAGGCCAGCCUCCUGUAGUCCUGUGCCUCCAAUCUCCUGCUCUUUUCUGAUAAAAAUAAUGGUAUUUGGAUUUCAGGUUCUGCCUGAAUUCAUAAUCUCUUCCUGAGAAUGUUCAGUUGCUGAGAUGUAAAAAGCAUCCCUUUAUCUCCAUAUGUCCGAGAAGUGCCCACACCCCAACUGUGAAGGCCCAGGCAGCAGAUUAGUCCACAGACCUUGGGGUUGCCCCUAAAAGGCGGAGUUGCAGGCCAUGCCCUUCAUUUGAAGACCCACUCUGCCGGAGUAAAUUCGCUCUGCAGCAAGAGCUGUCAGGUGGGACAUCUAGUGAAGAUAGUCUCAGGAGCCAUGGAGGCUGCCUCUCAGCACCGAGCAGAAGAGGGACCCUACGGGGUCGGAGCUGGGCUUUGGAACCUAGGGAACACAUGCUACGUGAAUGCUGCCCUGCAGUGCUUGGCCCACACCCCACCGCUGGCCCACUACCUGCUGUCCCAGCGGCACUCGGACACCUGUCUGAAGCCAACAUCCUGCGUCAUGAGUGCCAUGCAAGCUCACGUGACUCAGGCCCUCCUGCAUCCUGGAGAAGCAGUCGAGCCCCCCAAGGAGCUGUUUGCUGGCUUCCAUAGGCAGCAGCAGGAAGAUGCCCACGAGUAUCUCAUGUUCACCAUGGAUGCUAUGCAGCAAGCCUGUCUGCAUGAACUGGGGCAGCUGGACAGGCCCUCUCCUGACACCACCCUGAUCCGUCAGAUAUUCGGAGGCUACUGGAGAUCUCAGAUCAAGUGUCUCUGCUGCCACAGCGUGUCUAACACCCUGGACCCGUAUCUGGACGUUGCCCUGGAUAUCCAGGGUGCUCAGAGUGUAGUCCAAGCCUUGGAAAUGCUGGUGACGCCGGAAAUGCUGGAUGGUGACAAUUGCUAUCAGUGUAGCGUUUGCCUGAAGAAGGUCCCUGCCUGCAAGACUUUGACUUUGCACGCGGCCUCCAAGGUCCUUAUUCUGUCUUUGAAACGUUUCUCGGCUUUCACAGGCAGCAAAACGGAGAAGGUUGUGCACUAUCCUGAGCGCCUGGAUGUGCACCAGUACCUGUCUGAGCAGAACACAGGGCCCCUUGUGUAUGAGCUCUAUGCUGUGCUGGUCCACUCUGGGCGGAAUUGUUACAACGGACAUUACUUCUGCUACAUCAAAGCUGCAGAUGGCCAGUGGUUCAAAAUGAAUGACGCUAAGGUGACCGCCUGUGCCACUUCUACUGCCCUGGGCCAAUGUGCCUAUGUCCUCUUUUAUGUCCAGGAGAGUGAAAUGGAAAGAGUCCGUGGGAGUGUGUCUGUGAGCAGGAAACCGGAGUGCCCUGUGACGGAGCGUAAAGUCCUGGGAUCGACCCAGCAUGGCACUGAGAGUCACUCCAGUGUCACAGGUCCUGGGUCCCAGUUACCUGUGCAAGAGACUUCAGUCCAAUACAGCACCUUAGAGUAUUGGGGACGGCUGCAGGAGCCAUCCUCACCCAAAGCCAAGUACAACCUCAAGAAAGCAGAAUGUGCCCCGCCAGCUAACUCGGUCAUGAUUCGCCCACCCGUAUGCUGGGGUAUCAUGCCCAUGCGUCCUCUGGGACAGGAAAACUGCCCGCCAUACAGUGCAGCCAGGGGGAAAGCCAGGGCGCACAAGAAAAAGAAGAAGGGGGCGCGGUCUCUGCAGGAAAUCCAGUGAUCACCACGGCCCCACGGGAGCUGGACUAGCCUUUAGGAUUCUUUUCAUGGUGGGCGAAGAGACAAGACUUGGACAGGUUUUUAAGUCCUAUGGGUCCAGGAUUGCUCCGUGGGGUGGGGGGUGGAAUCUUAGGGGUCCUGGGAGGGGCACCGAGGCCACUGGAGGAUUAGAAAGGAGGAUGUGUAUGGACAGUGAGGCACAGAUGUCUGUCCCUGCAACUUGAGGCGAUGUUCUUGACUGAGAGGGAGGAAAUGUCCAGGGACCCAGAGUUGGGGCCCAAGUUCUGAAGGUAAACUGAGGCAGGAAGUCAGGGUCCUGUGGCAGGAUUCUGGUGGUUUGAUACGGGCAGAUGAGUGGAAGAGAGCAGGGAAGGUUUGGGAAUGAGAGGGAAGGAAA